Molecule: messenger RNA, 588 nt
Organism: Protopolystoma xenopodis
Lineage: Eukaryota; Metazoa; Platyhelminthes; Monogenea; Polystomatidea; Polystomatidae
Source: the annotation of a GenBank genome assembly
GCCAUUCGACUGGGUCGUCUGCGCGGAGUUGAGAACAACUUUCGUCUCUCUCAUCUGCACUUGUCCGACAACCAACAAGCUCUUCGGCACCACCAACUCCGCCUGCAACAGUGGCAUCGGUUACGACGACUGGUUCAACCACCAGCACCUCUCGCCAGCGCAGAGGCGCAAAGCAUCCAAAGUCAUGCCGACGGGCCAGCAAACAUCAGCCCCCAAAGUCACUCAGAAAUGACGUCGUUGAGCCAAAGGCCCGACGGCAUGGAUUCGCCCGAAGGUCGCAUUGCAGUCGAUCUGGUGCACACCGAGCCCGAGUCCCAGCAUGACGUGGAGGCAGAUGAUAAAGAGGAGGACAUGUGGCUCAUGCAAAAGUCGCUCAUGAAACGAGUGGUGAGGCUGUUUCCGGGGCAACGAGCAAGACGAUGGAGGCGGCCAGAGCACUUUGACACUCAAGCCGAAGAAGAUUACCGCAAGCAAUCGGUGUUGGAGCCAUGGAAGAGGGCGUUGAGGCGAGUCAAAAGGGAUGAACACUACUUCGCCGUUAUAAGACAGUCGUUUGGCAUGGAUACGGUGAGCUGGCAUAAAAUAUAA